Messenger RNA from Phanerochaete carnosa HHB-10118-sp, 691 nucleotides. RefSeq lists its product as uncharacterized. Lineage: Eukaryota; Fungi; Basidiomycota; Agaricomycetes; Polyporales; Phanerochaetaceae. The transcript has a single exon. The record is from RefSeq and is a predicted model, not a curated record. The coding region runs from base 128 to 439 and encodes 103 amino acids.
CACAGAUGCUACUCUCACUUGAGCUUCGAGCUUGCUGCGACUGUAGCUUCUCUUCAGUCCACGGCGAUCGAGGUACCUUCCUCUCUGCAAGCGGACUUAUGACUUUUGUCCUCAUCAUGCCACCUUCAUGCUGCUAAAAAGAAAAAGAGAAACAGACGCGCAGCAUUCUAACACAGCACUAGUCGUUCUCUGUUCUAAUACAGCACUAUUGCAUUACGCGGGCAUAUACUUGCAAGGCCUGGGUCCUGCGCUACUGGGAAAUCGGUACAUGCAGCGACAGGGCCAGAAGGUUCUGGGAAAAAAGGACGUGCUGGUGUGCGCGGAGUCACUGGGAAUAUUCGGUGGAUCUCUAAUUCCAGGUCCGCUCUCUAACUCCUAUCCGCGUCUUCUAACUAACGGAGGCAGGCUCUGGUGGGGGUGUAGUUUGUGCAACUAUUAGAUGGGAAAAGUAGACACUACUGGAUCUGUAGAGCGAAGACAGGAACGAUCCUGCGAGUCCCAAAAGUAUACGGGUGCUGGAAGGGCUCGGCUUCGCGUCUUACCCGCACAAUAGGUAGCACCCUCUGGAAAGACCUACUCGUGCUCUCACGUACGCCAUAAUCGUAUCCCUAUUGGUAGACGUACAUCAUUGCAUCAUUUCCGUCUUAGGUCUCAAGAGCCUCAUACUGGGUUUGGCUAUGUGUAUACAGGA